UCCCGCGUAAUCCAUAUUAGAAAUAUUCCGACAGAUUCUUCGGAUGUGGAGAUUGCUGCAUUAGGUGUACCAUUUGGAAAAGUAACCAAUAUUUUGAGGCUAAAUGCAAAGAAUCAGUGCUUUUUAGAAUUAGAAGAUGAAAAUAAGACUAGGAAAAUGAUGAAUUAUUACAAAUAUGUUGCUCCUAACUUAAGAGGCCAUCCGGUAUAUAUGCAAUAUUCCAAUCAUACACAAUUAGUCACCGAUUCAAGUAGAUCCAAAAUUGCUGCUAUAUCUAGUUCGUCGCCACCUUUAAAUCCUUUGGAUAGUGAGGUUUCUCUGAAAUCUAACGAAUUAAUGACAGUUGGAUCCGCUUCUCCUGAAGCUGGCAGAGUAUUACAUAUCAGCAUAGACAAUCUCGUUUAUCCAGUAACCUUAGAUAUUCUGAACCAGAUCUUUAGCAAGUUCGGAGUCGUGGAGAAGAUUAUUACAUUUACUAAAAACAAUUUAUAUCAAGCCCUCAUACAGUUUACCGAUGCUGUGGAUGCACAGAAUGCAAAACUGAGUCUCGACGGACAGAGUAUUUAUUAUGGUUGUUGCACAUUAAAAAUUGAUUAUUCUAAGCUCUUAAGUAUUAAUGUUAAAUACAACAAUGAUAAAAGCAGAGAUUUUACUAAGAACGUUACGACAAGAAUAAAUCCUACAGCUGGAGCAACUAGCAUUGCAAUUCCUGUUGCAACAAUAUUGUCACCUCUUACGGCAAUAGCCACUACAAGUCCGUUGCAAUCAACUUCUGACCUCUUAACAGCUCCAAUUCAGCAACAACUAUCUGAAGGAAAUUUGGGAUAUGAUAAUUCUAGCUAUGUGGGUAGCGUCAUUCAUGUUACCAAUCUAAAUGAAGCGAAAGUAACUCCUCGAGCUUUAUUUAUUCUAUUUGGUGUUUAUGGUGACGUUUACCGUGUAAAAAUUCUAUUUAAUAAGAAAGAUACUGCCUUAAUUCAAAUGGCGGAGCCCCAUCAAGCUCAAACUGCCAUUGCACAUCUUCAUGGAAUUCAGCUAUAUGGUAAGAAAAUGUUUGUUUCUUCUUCUAAGUAUGCCCAAGUUCAAUUACCGAAGGAACCAGACCCUAGUGGGCUUACUCAAGAUUAUUCACAAUCCGCAUUACACCGCUUCAAGAAAGUUGGUUCACGUAAUUUUCAAAACAUUUAUCCACCUUCUGCGACCUUACAUCUAUCUAAUAUACCUCCAUCGGUUACUGAAGAAGAUAUAAAGGAAUUAUUUGAAGGAGAUGGAUGUACCAUCGCACGCUUUAGAUUCUUUCCUAGCAAUAACAGAAUGGCUUUAUUGCAGAUGAAUUCCGUUGGCGAAGCUACUCAUUCACUAAUAGAGAGACAUAACUAUCAGAUUGGUUCAACGUAUUUAAGAGUCUCUUUCUCCAAGACAAGUCUAUAG
Trichoplax adhaerens is the source of this 1431-nucleotide messenger RNA. RefSeq lists its product as uncharacterized. NCBI's taxonomy places the organism in Eukaryota, Metazoa, Placozoa, Uniplacotomia, Trichoplacea, Trichoplacidae. The annotation marks the transcript as partial. Gene Ontology annotation, molecular function: mRNA binding. The record is from RefSeq and is a predicted model, not a curated record. The transcript has 18 exons. Gene Ontology annotation, biological process: mRNA processing; regulation of RNA splicing. Gene Ontology annotation, cellular component: nucleus.